ACCUAGGUUAGGGUACUAGGUAGGGUACCUACUACUGUGUAUCCCACUACGGGACCCACUGUAUGCUUAUGUAACCUUGGGACCCACUUUGUGAACACAUAUAUUCUAGAUCCUCCGGGACAUUAUCUUAGUCUACUCUUAAUAGACCAUGUUCCCAAAUGCUACCGACUUAUAUGGAUUCUGUGAUCUCAGGACACGGAGCCCCAAGUCCCAGCAUAAGGAACUAAGGAAGCACAAAUAAUUAUUUGUGACGACAGAACGUCAAUAAUUAUUAAGUCCAAUUGAUCAAUUGCACCUACAUACACAGAUCUGCAGACUGCAGAUCACUCCAAUCACCACACACCACACUACUCCACACACACACAAUCCGCUUCACUAACCCAUCUCAUUUCAUCAAUUUCAUCCAAUCCGCUUCACUAUUAAUCGAACCCCACCUCGUCCCCGUUUAUUGUUUUUAUCAUGGCCAGUUCUUCAGCCCCUGCGGCUCAGAGCCAACCCCCACCAGGUGAUGAGAGUGACCUGGAGGAGGAGCUCGAGAAACUGACCGGCCCUCGAUCCGACAAAAGAGUAGCCGACGCCAACAACCGUAUCGACCAUAUGGGUCGACAAGUUGUGCGCCGAUUUGAUGAGAUCCAGGAGGCUCUCACGCCACUAAUCAGUCUUGACCAACAGGUGGCAGAAGUCAAGGGCCAGUUGGGCCAGAUUUUUGACAUUUUAGCCCGCCUUGAUCCUGAUGGUGGACAAAGAGGCGAACCCCGCCCACCACCCUUGGGCCAAAGAGGCGAACCCCGCCCACCCCAGCCACAGCCACAGCCACAGCCACAGCCACAGCCCUCAGCCUCUGUUCCUCAGCCACAACAUCCAUUCUUUUUUCCCACUCCUGCCGCGUGUGAAAAUGACGAGCGCCUUCCUGAUGGUAAGAUAAACCUACAACGAGUUCAAAUAUCAGGAACCGCCCUCACUCCACAGGAAAAGAAAGUCCGAGAUGUGUGGCCAGAGGCAACCCUUCCAUGGGAAGCAGCCGGCUUCGGCCGCUGCGAGGCGAAGAAUAAAGUCGUCAUACCGUCGACUUCCAGAAUACUCUGGGCAGAUCAUACCGUAUUCGACAAGCUCUCAGACAUCCAGAACCGUUUGAAGAUCGCUCUCGUUCCAUAUGACCUAUGGGCAACGAGAAUGUCGACCGAGAUCGGUGGAGAUUUCCAGGCGAUCGCCGUGUACCUGCGCACCAACCCGACCACAUGGGUCACAUUCCUCGAGUGCAUCAUCCAGAUCCUGGAUGAAAACCACACUAUUUGCAGUCCAAUGACCACAUUCGCAACCUUGCUACCCUUCCAAAAUGAGAGCAUGCUUAACUUCAUGCGGAGACUGAGAGAAGCAUUCUAUAAACUCCCGCAGUACACUCGAAACGGAUACAACUGCAGGGAGAUCUUGAUCAACGUACUGAAGACAAAUGCACCAAGCAUUUGGAUCCCACUCAAGUUCCAUGUCUCAGAUCUUAAUACAGCCCAGGCUAUGGAGGAGGCAGUACGACUGGCGGGAAGUAUCACGCACCAGGCGAUUGAACCGAAGAUUUACGGAAGCCCUGCGGCAACAGUUCAGCUGCAAGGUCGAGCGGCUCCAUUUUACCACAUGGAGAUAACAGGGGCAACCCCAACGACGCCGGGAGUUGCAAAAAUACUCCAGCGAGAUGCGACUGACACCAUUCCCGACAGCGCUCGCAAGUCGACAAUCUCCGACCCAAGGACUGACGACCGAAAGGUCGGAACGACCUCGGAGGAGGGUUAUGCAGCAAAGGAGGGCACCAUCUGUUUCAACUGCGGGAAGAGGGGUCACUGGGCAAAGGAUUGCAAACAGAAGAGAGGUUACCAGAACAGAAACCCCAGAAACACCCCCGAUCGAAGAGGGCGGCCGAAUCAGUCAAGCCAGGCAGGCCAACCGGUGACCUUCAAAGGGACAUUAUACCGGGAGGCCGUCCGCAGAAUGAGCGGGAUGAAGUCCAACGUGAAGCAGCUCUCCAAGAGAUCCUUUUUUGCAGGUAACACGGAAGACAGUGCACAUGACGACAACACCGUCGAGCUAUCGCCGGACUCGGGCGAUGAUUCGGACACUAUCGAUCAACAGCUGUCACAGCUGUUCGACACACCCUCAGAAGAAGAAGAGGAACAGUGAGACAGCCGUGUCCACUUAGUGGAAGUGGGCACGGCCGAGACGUCGGAAAGACCUCCACCGCAACGACACAAACCUAUCCGUGAAGGAUAUGGCGAGUCACAUAACCUAUUUCAAGCC
Messenger RNA from Hypoxylon fragiforme, 2286 nucleotides. RefSeq lists its product as uncharacterized. Lineage: Eukaryota; Fungi; Ascomycota; Sordariomycetes; Xylariales; Hypoxylaceae. The record is from RefSeq and is a predicted model, not a curated record. Bases 460 to 2169 code for a protein of 569 amino acids. The transcript has a single exon. Gene Ontology annotation, molecular function: zinc ion binding; nucleic acid binding.